Messenger RNA from Chironomus riparius, 451 nucleotides. The record is from the annotation of a GenBank genome assembly. NCBI's taxonomy places the organism in Eukaryota, Metazoa, Arthropoda, Insecta, Diptera, Chironomidae.
AUUAAGAGGGGUAAACAACGCAAUAAAAAUAUUCUCAAAAACAUUUUCAGACUAUUGAAAAAAUAAUAAUGUUUUUAACCGAAGAUAUUCAGCAGAUUAACAGCGAAAAAUUAUCCCAAAUCGAACAGAACCAAGCAAAAGAUUCAAAUGGAAGGAAUAAAUUAAAAAGCUGGCUAAAUAGGAAUUUUCGUAUUGAGAUGAUUGAUGGACGAAAGCUAAUUGGACUGUUCUUAUGUACUGAUCGUGAUGCUAAUGUGAUCCUUGGGAUGUGUUCGGAAUUCCGAAGUUUAGACAGUGAAGCUAGAAAUCUUGGAUUAGUAAUAAUUAAGAAGUGCGCAAUCAAGAAGAUUGAAGUCGAUGUAUUUAAUCAAGGAGAAAUUUUAUAAUUUAUUGGAAUAUUUCUACUAUAUUUAUUUAAGAGUCUAAUAUAUUGUAAGAAUAAAAACAAACU